Molecule: messenger RNA, 548 nt
Organism: Truncatella angustata
Lineage: Eukaryota; Fungi; Ascomycota; Sordariomycetes; Amphisphaeriales; Sporocadaceae
Exons: 1
Coding region: 132-452 (106 amino acids)
Source: RefSeq, a predicted model, not a curated record
CGACGUCCGCUAAACUUCCUUUGGGGAUGCCUUGAGCAGGAAGUUUUCGCAUCGGGCAGACUGAUGGCCCUGGCGAUGUCAAACAACAUUGUCACAGUAUAUGCUUGAAAGGAUUGCCUUGCGGCCUCCAUAUGUACCUGACACUCUAUAUUCAGGUUUGGCUAGCUGUACCGACUGGCACAUUGCACUCACAUUACCUACAGUGUUUUGAUACAUUACAGCCUGGAUACCCGAAGCCAAAACUGUGGCAUUUUGAGACUGGGAUCAUGCACAUCCAGCCAGAGCCUCGCUUCAAAAGGGGUAAAGUCUCGUACACCAGGGCUAUUUCUAGUCAACUGAUCUGCGACUCUCCCUCUUCAAUUAGCACUGGGCCAAUAUUACGCGGCGAUAGCGGCGGUCUACCAGUUAUACGUUUAGGUCCUUUCAAAUCUGUCUUUAUUUUUAUGAUGUAGUAGUUUGGCGGUCGCUAAGACACAUUCUUUACAACGUUCCAGGGAGAUUUCAACCACAUGCGACACGGAAAGUACUAGGGUCGCACAUUCAGCCGG